CUUUAGAGAAACGUACUAAAAUGUCUUCUGGUCUUUAUAUCACGAUUGUAUUGAGUGGUCUUACUCAAAAAAUAUUUUGCCUGCAAGACAAAUGCGCUGUUUUGGAAUUCUACCACUUGAAAGGAGAAUCUUUAUCAGUCUUGGAAAAUCAUUAUGCCAGUGUGAUGUUUGGAUUGAACAGCUCCGUGUGUAGUCAGCUUGAUACAACCUACAGGGUAAAGGUUAACACCAGAACAAGCAGUGAUAAUGUCGAAUAUGAUGGAACAGUGACCUACCUGGGAGACACCUGCACGGCCACACCUUUCACUUCAGUUCGCUGCAUCACACCCACUGGACCUGCCGAGCUGUACAGGAGAGUGAACAGGUCUCACGUGGCUGUAGAGUGGAACUGGAAAUGGAAGGACUCUCGGUUUAGUAACUUUACAAUGAUGAGAAAGCAGCUGACGGUCAUUGUAUCGUAUCCACCAAGUGUCACAAGCUUGACUGUCAACGGACGUCCUGUCAAUGGCAGUAUUAUCAUCAACGAGAGUCAGGAGGUCAAUAUUUCUUGCUCGUAUGAUAAAGGGAAUCCUCCCGCCAACUUUCGUCUUAUUGACGAAGACGCAAAGGAAAUGAAAGCUUAUGCAGAAGAACAACAUCUUAUUUAUUUACUUAAACUUCGGUGUGAACAGGACUGGCCAACCAUCACAUGUGAAGGGAAUUCAUCGGAAAAGAACAAAUCAGUUUCCAUUCUAGUCAAUUGUCCUCCUCAAUUCAUAGAAAAGCAACCCGAAGUCACAGAUGGCGAGGACCACGAGAGCUGGAGAGUUCGAGUCAAGGCUCAUACAGCAAAAAUCGACAAAUGCCUGGUGAUCCCAUUUUCAUUAGGCGAGAAUAAAAACAGAGAAGUUAACUGCAGCCUGACUGGGGACCCUCCUGACCUGCUGUUGACCGUUAUUGUCAAUAAGAAAGACGUUGGGAGGGGAGGACACUGGGCGUUAAGUUUCCACAAUGAAAGAGGCUCUUCAGACACCUUGGUCUUCAACAAACCAUCAAGUGAGUUAAAUAUAAUAUCUGCCAUAGUUGUUAAGAGGAUUAUUCCUUUGUUACAGACAAUGAAUAAUAAAUACGAAUUAAUUUUAAACUGUAAUGUAGGAUUAUCUAAACUUAAAUAUGUAAAGUAAGUGAACUUGUUUCGUAAUACUAGCUUUAACCAAAUAACACUUCAAGCUUAACAAAAAGCUUAAAUAAGAGUUAAUAACUACUAAAAAAAUGUUUUAGAGAUAGAUUUUCCUCUGUUUGGUGCAAUGCCCAAUGACUGGAUGCCUUUCUGGAGGAAAAAAAAACCCUUGAAAUCACUGGUCGCUAGGUAGUUGUGCAGCAAAGAAAAUACCUAUAAUGCGGCAACUAUUGGAGUCCAAGAUAUCCACCCUCCAACAUAUCUGCAAACUGCCGUUUUUUCUUCAUGGAAAAUUUUCGCCCGCUCAUGCCGUGUUAGCAUCAAUGUGUUUUGUAUGGAUUUACUCCCUUAUCCUUUAUCUUCACUAAGAUUAUCCCCAACCCGAUGGGGGUAUUUUAUGUUUGCUAUGGCUGAGCUAAAAUCAAUGGUAAGGUUCUCCACGUAUGCGUUCGCGAAAAUCCAGGCAUUGGAGAGUACGUGCCUAGUGAAGCUGCACCGGAUCUCAUACAGACAGCAUAGAACUAAUGAUUUUGCAGGAAGCCACACUGUAGGAUACCAGGAACCUCUACUGGCAACAGUCAGGCAACGUAAGCUGGUCUUCUUUGGUCAUGUGACCCGGCACGACACCCUGUCAAAGACUAUCCUUUAAGGCACCUUGAAGGGUAGUCGACGCCAUGGUGGUCCGAGGAAGAACUGACUUACAAAGUCAAAGACUGGACUGGUCGUCCUGUACAGACCAUAAUUCAAAACCUACAACACUACUUUAUUAAUUCUACUACAACAGCUAAAGGAACAUGUCCACUCCCUAACCUUAACUUAAAACCCUACAUCUACAUUCUUACAUCCCACUUUAAGAAGCUGACAUCUUUCAUUCAGGUCACCUGUCAGCUCACCUCAUCGUAUGUCACUGUCGUCGCUAUAUCUUUGCUAAAUUUCAUCACGUUGUAUAUCUCUAAAUCUCCUAAAGGCUCUAGGUUAGGUGAUAAAAGAGUCCACCUAUUAUGUGAAGAUUAAGAUGGUGCUAUUGCCAAAGAACAGUAAGUACAAUAAACUCCUGGGGUACAGCAAAGCGAUAGGACAAAGCUGUUGUUGGAAAAGUUUGCACACAGUUAAUCAGGUUUAGGUUUUUAAGUCCUAGAGACGUUCAUAGGUUUACAGCAAGGUCAGCAGGUCACCACGAUGGCCUAGGCCGUUUUUCCCUUGCCUACUUACCCCACCUUAGUGAUGACUAGAUUGCUACACCCGGAUCAACAAAUUUGGCGGGAAGACGGAAACAAAGUUGUGUAUGUUGUGUAAGGUCACCGUGACAUAGUCACGACAGAACAUCACGAGGCAUUGGCAUGGCCUACAAGUUAUGAUUUAUAAAUCACCAUUUAUGUUCCAUGCCUGUCAAGUUCUUCAACUAGCAUACAAAACAUGCUCCAGACUGACUUUUAAUAAAGUUCUGUAUGAAUUACAAAAUUUUUACUGUUGAUGUAUGUUUACAGAAUGUUGCGUUAUGUGUAUGAACAUGAAUAAGAUGUAUGCAAUACUAUUGUUUAAAUUAACGAAGCUUCAUUUGUUUACAUGAUAUAAAUGUCUAAAUACAACAUUAAACUUUUAAAUACUAUUUAAAGUUUGAAUAAUUUGUUGUUUUUAACCUCUCAAGUUUAAUUAUUUACAUCUUAAUACCGUUGUGGAUGUAAAGAAUAACAUUGUUAUACUCAUUUGUAUGUUGCGCGCUGCUUCUCAAAUAUUUUGUUACAUCGAACAUAUUUUGUAAGGAGUCACAAGCUUUAUUGCAUGAACACUUUGCAAAAGGUAUCGUUAAAGAGAAUAAGUAUAAUUAUAACAGCAUCAUUCAAAGAAGAAACACAAACGCAUCACCACCGCUGUAUUUGUUACCCAUCAUUUGUUCUCAUAAUUACACUGUACUUAAAGGAAAAAAACAACAAAUGUCUAAAAACUAAAAAAAGUGGAAUUGAAUGAAUGAAAUAUGUAAGACACCAGAUACAAUAUACACAAUUCAAGUGCGCAUGUCCACGCACGCACACGCCACAUAACUCACACUUGGUGUACAUUUUUUGUGUAAAAAAAGGUGUUGUGUUACUUAGUAACAGCGUCGACAAAAAUAAUCUUAUGUCGUCGACGAUGUAUCAGCUGAUCGAUCGAGCAAGGUCAGGUAGAUAAUGGUCCCUCGACAGCUCACGUCUCUACGUGACUUGAAUAACGAUAGUCAUUUCCUGAAGAAAAUUAUAACAAGGUCAGCAUAUCCUUGAUCACUAUGAAAUGUCAAUGGUCGGGAUACAAAAGCAGCGGACCAGUCAGCUACGAAAAUUAAAUGCUGAUUAGAAUAUUAAUUUCAGUAUCUGCGUCUCUGUGUCACAGUAUGGGUCAAUGGGAAUCUACAGGUAAAGAACGAAAAAGAAAAGGAACAAAGAAGGAAGUAAAGGAUAAGCAAAUAACAGAAGAAAAGAAUCCAUUGUGUAGAUUAAACCUAUUAGGCCUAUCCAUCUGUCAGUCGCUCUUGCUUCUUUGUAGAACACUAUAAGCAGGGACCGACGUCCAUCUCUAGAGACAGUGAAGCUACUAGUAGCAGUAAAGCUGAAGCUUUUAUCACUAAAGCACGACUAAAAUACAUUUACAACAAAAAACAAAACUAAAAUCUCAAAAUCGUUUUCAUGCAUGAAUUAGUCCACAACUUCGACUGUGAGAGCAAUGCUUGCGGAGAGGUUACGUGUUCAUAAAUUACAGAAAUGCUAUAUCGGUCAUAUCUAGGAGGAGUACAAAAGGUUACACAUAUGAGUCAUACCUUUUUAAUUGUCAAAACCCACCACACGUCAGCUAGUGCUCAAUAGAAUAUUGAAAAUAAUGUACAGUGAGAACACUAUUAUGACAUCGUAUAUAAGAAUGAUGGGGAUAGCACAAAAAUGAAUGUAGGUCCAUAGGUGGGUGUACCCUAGUAGUUGUAAUGGCAGAGAAUAAAUGCAUACGUCGCAGUAUGAUAAAAAAAAUAUUACAAAUAAACCAUUUUACCAUAGAAUAAAAUAGAAAAAUAUCUCAGCUGGCUACUGAUACACACGCACAUUUACUUGUUUUGGGGACCAUUUUCUUUAAAAAUAAUAAAAUUACAUCAUUCAAAGAACAAGAAAACACAUGUCUUAAUUAAAACAAAGCAGUAGCUCUGAAAGUUAACUUUUUCCAACUUUGUUUUUGAGGCAACUUGGUAUUUAAUGUUAUCAUAGCAAUGUUACUUUUGUGGAUAAUCCAAAAUGCAAAAAGUAGCUGAAGAUAUCUGAAUUUAUCUCCCCUUGUAUGUUACUUUAGACAGUUAUGCAAAAGUAGAUAAGCAAAGUCGAUAUAAAUGACUAACUAAAAAUUACGAUUAUUCUAAUACAAAAGGAUUUUGGAAUUUAACUUUAUAAAAAGAUAAAACUUACACACAGAAGUAGUACAGAAGCCAAAACACAUAUGAUGAGCUUAAAUUAAACAACCAUAGACAUUCUUAGAUAGCCACACU
Molecule: messenger RNA, 4658 nt
Organism: Pomacea canaliculata
Lineage: Eukaryota; Metazoa; Mollusca; Gastropoda; Architaenioglossa; Ampullariidae
Exons: 4
Coding region: 21-1163 (380 amino acids)
Source: RefSeq, a predicted model, not a curated record